CUUGUUUACAUUUUCUAUGCAAUAAUUGAGAUACCUCAAUCUCAAGUCUACCAUUCUCUCUUCAUUAAAGUCGUCAUUUUAAGCUUUGGCUGACCAUUCAUAUUUCGGAAAGAAAAUUUCAGACAAUCAGUUGUCUCUCCUUUUUGUGAUGGCCCUUCAAUUUUCGUUGGCUUUCACCACAUUUCUUCUUUUACUCUCUUUGUUUUGGCUAUUAAAGGUAUGGAGAAGAAUUAAACCUCAGAACAAAGUGCAGAAGUUGCCGCCAGGGCCAAGAAAGUUACCACUAAUAGGAAACUUGCAAAACUUAGUAGGCUCACUACCACACCAUGCUCUCCAGCAACUAGCAGGGGAUCAUGGACCCCUUAUGCACCUACAACUAGGUGAAAUCUCUGCAAUUGUGGUAUCAUCCCCCAGGCUGGCCAAAGAGUUCAUGAAGACGCAUGAUCUUGCCUUUGCAGAGAGGCCAGAACUACUUGCCCCUAAAAUUUUAAGCUACGGUGGCUCAGACAUUGCUUUUUCUCCAUAUGGUGAUUACUGGAGGCAAAUGAGAAAGGUUUGCAUGUUGGAACUACUAAGUGCCAAGAAGGUCCAAUCCUUCUCUUCUAUUAGAGAAGAAGAAAUUAGUAGUCUCAUUGAGUCCAUCCACUCAUCUGAAGGAUCACCAAUCAAUUUUACUGAAAAUAUUUGCUCUUUGACAAGUACCAUUGUAUGUAGAGCAGCAUUUGGUACCAAAUGCAAAGAUCAAGAUGAAUUUACAUUGCUGGUCAGGGAAUCUUCAGCCUUGGCAGGGGGUUUUGACAUAGCUGAUUUGUUCCCCUCAAAAAAGUUUCUUCAUAUGGUUAGUGGGUUGAAAUUUAAACUAGAGAAGAUUCAUGGGAAGAUUGACAAGAUCCUAGACAAAAUCAUCCAUGACCACAGGGAGAACCCAAUGAGUGCAGAGACUGGCAAUGGUGAACUUUGGAAGGAGGAUCUUGUUGAUGUUCUUUUACGCCUUCAGCAAAGUGGUAGCCUCGAGUUCCCCAUCACAACCAACAACAUCAAGGCAGUCAUAUUGGACAUGUUUGGUGCUGGAACUGAUACUUCAUCAACCGUAAUAGAUUGGGCUAUGUCAGAAAUGAUGAGACAACCAAGAGUGCUGGAGAAGGCUCAAGCUGAGAUAAGACAAGCCUUUGAUGGAAAGAAACGAAUCUAUGAGAAAGAUAUUCAGAACCUAAAUUUCUUAAAGUUAGUUAUAAAAGAAACUCUAAGGUUACACCCUCCUGUUGCAAUGCUACUCCCAAGAGAAUGCAGAGAGCCAUGCGAGAUUGAUGGAUAUGAGAUACCCCUCAAAACUAAAGUCAUUGUUAAUGCAUGGGCAAUUGGAAGAGAUCCUGCACUUUGGCACGAUGCUGAGAGUUUUAUACCAGAGAGGUUUGCCAAUAGUUCAAUUGAUUUCAAUGGGACUCACCUUGAAUAUAUCCCUUUUGGUGCAGGAAGAAGGAUGUGCCCUGGAAUAACAUUUGGUAUGGCCAAUAUUGAACUUCCCCUUGCUCAAUUACUCUAUCAUUUUGAUUGGGAGCUUCCAGGAAGUAUGAGGCCAGAGGAUCUGGAUAUGACUGAAUUCUUUGGUAUAGUUGUUCGAAGGAAAAACAACUUGCAUUUGGUUGCUGCGCCUUAUUCUCCUUCAGAAUAAUGGAGAUUCAACAUCAGAAAAUUCAUUCAGAUACCUCUGGAAUUCCCACUUCACUAUUUUAAUCAAUGUACUAAUAUAGUAAGUCGACACCAGCAAAUAUUUUCUUGAAUUUAAGUGUAUUCUGAUUGCUGGACAAUCCAAAAGCUGAGGUCCUUUCAUAUUUCAUGUAAUCAGGCAUUGUAAAAUUCAAAUCUAUCAGCUGAACUAGUGUUUUAAUCCGA
This is a messenger RNA of Quercus robur (English oak), 1893 nucleotides long. Its product is annotated as premnaspirodiene oxygenase-like. Gene Ontology annotation, molecular function: heme binding; oxidoreductase activity, acting on paired donors, with incorporation or reduction of molecular oxygen; monooxygenase activity. The record is from RefSeq and is a predicted model, not a curated record. The transcript is spliced from 2 exons. Lineage: Eukaryota; Viridiplantae; Streptophyta; Magnoliopsida; Fagales; Fagaceae. Bases 149 to 1672 code for a protein of 507 amino acids.